This is a messenger RNA of Alternaria atra, 1881 nucleotides long. RefSeq lists its product as uncharacterized. The record is from RefSeq and is a predicted model, not a curated record. The transcript has a single exon. The coding region runs from base 1 to 1881 and encodes 626 amino acids. Gene Ontology annotation, biological process: lipid metabolic process. NCBI's taxonomy places the organism in Eukaryota, Fungi, Ascomycota, Dothideomycetes, Pleosporales, Pleosporaceae.
AUGGCGGCGGCUGAAACUGAGAGAAAGAGCAGGAGGAAGCACUCGUCAUCGGCGAAGACUUCGAAACCGCGUUCCUCAUCCAGGAAACCACGUGUAUCGCCUUCAGUAGCAGAUAUGUACUUGCAAGAUUACGCGCCUCCGGUCCAGGCGAAUUCUCCUCAGUGUGUAACAGCGACGAGGCCUCCCCCACCUCUCUAUGGCUAUUCUUCAAGUCCGCCUCAGCACCCGGUUUACCGUCAGAUGCCUGGUUCUUUCCCCGAAGAUGGUUAUCGAUAUGGCUCUCCACCACCGCAGCCUGUUCAACCUUACGCUAGUCAGUCAACCAUCCGCUUCGCUUCUCCACCACCUCAUGAGCCCCGCGGCCAAGCUCCAUUUGAGCAACAGUGGAAUAGCCUUGACCGAAUGGCUGCCAAAUCGUACAUGAAUCUUCGAGAUACGGCUGGGAAGAGUGUCACGAAAUUGACUAGCAACUGCAUCGAGCGACCCACGGCGGCCGUCGCUACGAAGAGCAUGCAAACGUUGUGCAAAGGAGCCGCACUAUACGACAUGAUCAGCUCAAAGUUUGACUCUGUCAUUACUAGUAUUGAUGAUGAUCACUUCAGUGGCAAAGAACAGGAUCUCAUGAUGGAGUUCAGUGAGCAGCAGCAGGAAGAAGCCCAGAGAACAAGCCCGCCACUCGGCGAACCCAGACGCCGUCGUCAACACGAAGUGCAAUCGCACUCUACUAGCGACAAAGGGUCGAACCACUUUUCUAAGGUGUGGCUCUAUUCAAACUCUCGACUACCGCCCCAUCUGCCGCCAUUCAAAGUUUAUCUUCCAACGUAUCCCCUACUUUGCUUAGCAGCAACCUAUUCAGAGAAAGCGUACACGCCCCCAGGCACGAAGAAGAACCCAGAAAUGGAGACCUUCAUCCCUGCUGAUUGGCGCAGUGGCACGAAAGCCAUGGUGCUUAAAUCCAUUCCUGUGGAAGAGCUAAAUACCAUUGUCUUUGCCAUUCGCGGAAGUCAGACCUUUAUGGACUGGGCUGUCAACUACAACUCGGCACCUCAUAGUCCGGAAAAGUUUCUCGACGAUCCGUCAAAUUUGUGCCAUGCCGGCUUCCUCUAUGUGGCGAAGAAGAUGAUCAAGCCCGUCGCAGAACGGUUGAAGGUCUUGCUUCAAGAAAACCCCGCACGUUCAAACUGCAGUUUGCUCAUCACCGGCCACUCCGCAGGCGGAGCGGUCGCGGCACUGCUUUAUGGGCAUAUGAUGAGCACGAAGAUUAAUUCUGAGCUCAACUACCUCACCAGUUUCUUCAAGCGUGUGCACUGCGUCACGUUUGGUGCGCCGCCAGUCAGUCUACAUCCAUUGAAGAAGCCUGACGAUAAACGCCAUCGCAAGAGUCUCUUCUACGCAUUCAUCAACGAGGGCGAUCCUAUACCGCGAGCGGACAAGGGCGUACUGAAAAGCUUGCUGAAGCUCUAUGCCAGCCCAGCACCUGCUGCGGUUUCCAACCUUGCUUCGACCAUCACAUCAAUGUCCAAGCCCAACCUCCGAGACCCGUCGCAGUCCUCCCCACCUAAAUCAAAAUCAAAGUAUGGUUUUGCGCAGCGACUCAGCAGGCCUUCCAAAUCCUCGCUGCAAACGAACACGUCGAGCUCUACUUCCUCAACGCUCCCAGCAUGGCCGAUACCACCAUGUACUUUGUCACCUGCAGGGCGACUGGUAGUACUGAGGCAACGCGUUGGAAGCAGGACUGAAGAUGAUAUAGAGGCUGUGACCGUGGAUGAUGAGAUGUUAAGGAAGGUUGUGUACGGUGAUCUGCUGAAACACCAGAUGACCGUCUACAAGAAAAGAAUCGAGAGCGUUGCUGUUAGGGCCGUCACUGCAAAUGGAUGUUGA